Plasmodium gonderi is the source of this 924-nucleotide messenger RNA. RefSeq names its product serine/threonine protein phosphatase 4. The record is from RefSeq and is a predicted model, not a curated record. Gene Ontology annotation, cellular component: nucleus; cytoplasm. The coding region runs from base 1 to 924 and encodes 307 amino acids. The transcript has a single exon. Gene Ontology annotation, biological process: peptidyl-serine dephosphorylation; double-strand break repair via homologous recombination. NCBI's taxonomy places the organism in Eukaryota, Apicomplexa, Aconoidasida, Haemosporida, Plasmodiidae. Gene Ontology annotation, molecular function: protein serine/threonine phosphatase activity.
AUGAGAACGGAUUGCCUGGAGAAGCAAAUUGAAACAUUGAAAAAGUGCGAAUUGUUAUCAGAAAAAGAUGUAAAAUAUUUAUGUGGAAAAGCCAAGGUAAUACUGAUAAACCAAGAUAACAUCAGAUAUGUAAAUCUACCAGUAGUAAUAUGUGGAGAUAUACAUGGGCAAUUUCAUGACUUAACAGAAUUAUUCCAUAUUGGAAAUGAGCCACCAGAAGUUAAUUAUAUAUUUUUAGGGGAUUAUGUAGAUAGAGGAAAAUAUAGCGUAGAAACGUUCCUUUUGCUUUUAGCAUUAAAAAUAAAAUAUCCAAAUGAAAUAACAUUAUUAAGAGGAAACCAUGAAUGUAGGCAAAUUACUGAAGUAUAUGGAUUUUAUGAUGAAUGUAUAAAAAAAUAUGGUUCUAUAAAUGUGUGGAAAUACUGCACAGAUCUAAUGGAUUAUCUCUGUAUAGGAGCUAUUAUUGAAAACAAUUAUUUCUGUAUUCAUGGUGGAUUAUCACCAUCAUUUCAUCAGAUAUAUGAAUUAAAUAAAAUUAAUAGAUUUCAAGAAAUUCCAAGAACUGGAUCAUUAUGUGAUAUUAUGUGGUCGGAUCCAAAUGAUAAAGAUGGAUGGGAUCAAAGUCCAAGAGGUGCUGGACAUUUAUUUGGACCUGACACUGUUCAUAAAUUUUGUCAUCUCAACAAUAUUCAAAUUAUUGCAAGGGCUCAUCAGUUAGUUAUGGAAGGGUACAAAUGGUGGUUUGAUAAAAAAUUAGUUACAGUUUGGUCUGCUCCUAACUAUUGCUACCGAUGUGGAAACAUUGCUAGUAUAAUGGAGAUUGAUGAAAACGAAAUUUUCAGUUUCAAGUGCUUUGGACCUUCGUCCUUCGAGAAUAAUUCAAAUGAUUUUGUCAAAAAGUAUCCCCCAAUAUACUUCUCUUGA